Balaenoptera acutorostrata (minke whale) is the source of this 1253-nucleotide messenger RNA. RefSeq names its product eIF5-mimic protein 2-like. The record is from RefSeq and is a predicted model, not a curated record. NCBI's taxonomy places the organism in Eukaryota, Metazoa, Chordata, Mammalia, Artiodactyla, Balaenopteridae. Gene Ontology annotation, cellular component: membrane; cytoplasm. The transcript is spliced from 2 exons. Gene Ontology annotation, molecular function: protein binding.
AACGCUAUCAGGCCAGCGUUUUAAAACCAGAAAAAGAGAUGAAAAAGAGAGGUGUAACUCUACUCAGUUUCAAGACUGCAUUAUUCAAGGCUUAACUGAAACUGGUACUGAUUUGGAAGCAGUAGCAAAGUUUCUUGAUGCUUCUGGAGCAAAACUUGAUUACUGCCGAUAUGCAGAAACACUCUUUGACAUUCUGGUGGCCGGUGGAAUGCUGGCCCCAGGUUUUUAACAAGUUAACCAGGUGCUACAAAUACCUGGAGAAAGGUUUUGAAGAUGAAGUUAAAAAGCUGCUGCUGUUCUUAAAGGGUUUUUCAGAGUCGGAGAGGAACAAGCUGGCUAUGUUGACCGAUGUCCUUCUGGCUAAUGGAACACUUAAUGCAUCCAUUCUUAAUAGCCUUUAUAAUGAGAAUUUGGUUAAAGGGGUUUCAGCAGCUUUGGUUGUAAAGCUCUUUAAAUCAUGGAUAAAUGAAAAAGAUAUCAAUGCAGUAGCUCCAAGUCUUUGGAAAGUGAGCAUGGAUAACAGACUGAUGGAACUUUUUCCUGCCAAUAAACAAAGCAUUGAACACUUCACAAACUAUUUUACCGAGGCAGGCUUGAAAGAGCUUUCAGAGUAUGUUUGGAAUCAGCAAACCACAGGAGCUCGUAAGGAACUCCAGAAAGAACUUCAAGAACAGAUGUCUCGUGGUGAUCCAUUUAAGGAUAAAAUUUUGUAUGUCAAGGAGGAGAUGAAAAAAAACAACAUCCCAGAACCAGUUGUCAUCGGAAUAGUAUGGUCCAGUGUAAUGAGCACCGUGGAAUGGAACAAAAAAGAGGAGCUUGUAGCAGAGCAAGCCAUCAAGCGCUUGAAGCAAUACAGCCCUCUCCUUGCUGCCUUUACAACUCAAGGUCAGUCUGAGCUGACUCCGUUACUGAAGAUUCAGGAGUAUUGCUAUGACGACAUUCAUUUCAUGAAAGCCUUCCAGAAAAUAGUGGUGCUUUUUUAUAAAGCUGAAGUUCUGAGUGAAGAACCCAUUCUGAAAUGAUAUAAAGAUGCACAUGCUGCCAAGGGGGAAAGUGUUAUCCUUGAGCAAAUGAAAAAGUUUGCAGAGUGGCUCAAAAAUGCUGAAGAAGAAUCUGAGUCUGAAGCUGAAGAGGGUGACUGAAUUUGAAACUACACCCUCAGUAAAGCAAACAGGAGUUGUAGAUAAUAUGUCAUGUCUCAUGUGUCCUGGUUCUUACAUCUUCCUACCUCCCUAUAUCAAGCAUGAUAUAAG